AUGUUGAAGAAUGGAAUAGUGUUGGUGCGGUUUGACAGUGCUGAGGGGAAAAAUGAAGUAAUCCAUGGUGGCAUAUACCAUUUCGAUAACAAGCCACUGAUAGUAAAAGCUUGGGAUGCAACUAUGGAAUUUUUUAGAGAGAAACUGUAUUAUGUUCCAAUUUGGAUCAAGCUGCCUAGACUUGAUUUCAAAUACUGGAGUUCCAAGAGCCUCAGCAAGAUAGGUAGUCUUGUAAGUAAGCCACUCAUGGUUGACAAGAACACUGAGAAAAAGGUAGGCUUAAAUUUUGCUAAGUUAGUGGUGAAAGUUAAAAUUGGUAGUACACUGCCAGAUCUGAUAUAUUUUAGAAAUGAAUGGGGGAAUGUUAUAGAGCAGAAGGUGACAUAUGAUUGGAAACCAUCAGUGUGUUUUAUAUGCCAGAAGUAUGGGCAUACUGCUGAAAUGUGUAGAAGGAAUAAGGCUAAUGAGAAGAAGGAGGAACCUCAAAUCAAAGAAAGCAUAACAAAGGAGACUAUUAGUGAUGGGGUGAAGCAAAAACAGCUUGAAGUAAGUGAAGGAAGGAAAAUUGAAAAUAAUCCAACUCAGCAAGGAAGAUGGAGGAAACAGGUAGGAAGGAGGAAAACUCAACAAGUAAACCAGGUUCAAGCAACCAUAAGUGGAACAAAGGCAGUUGAGGUUGCCAACUCUUUUCAACCACUUGAGAUUGCUAGGAAGGAUAAUGAUAUGCAAGCCACUAAAGUUGGCCAGACUGAAAGGACUAAGAAUUACCCCUCAGGUCAUGGUUAA
Lycium barbarum (goji berry) is the source of this 786-nucleotide messenger RNA. RefSeq lists its product as uncharacterized. The coding region runs from base 1 to 786 and encodes 261 amino acids. The record is from RefSeq and is a predicted model, not a curated record. Gene Ontology annotation, molecular function: zinc ion binding; nucleic acid binding. Lineage: Eukaryota; Viridiplantae; Streptophyta; Magnoliopsida; Solanales; Solanaceae. The transcript has a single exon.